UGACGCUGUUUGUCUCGGGGAGGUUCGCGGGCAGACAUGGACCUGCACUGCGUCAUUUGCCUGAUUCUUGCGGCUAACUUGAGAGCUACUGCAGGCCAAAUAACCAGAUGCCCUCGAGGCCAGUGGCAGUGUGAUGAUGGAAAGUGCAUCCCUGAUGUGUUGAGAUGUGAUGGAACCGGACAAUGUCUGGAUGGAUCUGAUGAAAUGGAAUGUGCAGCACCCUCAGGCUCCCCUCAGUGUCCACCAGGUCAGUUUUCUUGUUUGGACUCUGUCGGCUGUGUGGACUCGUCAGCCCGCUGUGAUGGAAAAGCCCAGUGUCCCUCAGGCUCAGACGAGGAGAACUGCCCUGCCACUGACGGCUGUUUGGACUCGGACUGGACCUGUAAGAACCACAUGUGUGUCCCUAAAGAGCUGCGCUGCAACAGAGUGAACGACUGCAUGGACAAAUCCGAUGAAAAAGACUGUGGUGUGUGUGGGGAAGGCAGUGUGCAGUGUCCUGAUGGGACAUGUCUGUCCCCUGAAAAAAGGUGUGAUGGACAACUUCAGUGCUCAGAUGGCAGAGACGAGCCUGUGACGUGUGGUGGUGUAUGCUCCGUGAACAACGGCGGCUGUAGCCAUGUGUGUGUGGACGAGCCGUGGGGAAGUCUGUGUGCCUGUCCUGUUGGGUAUAAGCUUGCUGCUAAUGGAGCUAUCUGUGAAGAUGUGGAUGAGUGUGCCUCAUUUCUUUCUCCCUGUAUGCAUCACUGCACUAAUGCCAUCGGAUCCUACUACUGCCACUGCAGAGAAGGCUUCACGCUGGGUAGAAACUCCAUUUGUCUUGCAACAGGCAAUUCUACCAGACUGCUGAUGGUGCAGAGGAAAGCGAUCGGACUGUUGAAUGUAAUGUCUCAGUUUGAAGUUGUCCACACUCCAGUGUUGGAUGCAGUGGCUUUGACAUACGACAUCGCCCCUGGUUUGUUCUACUGGGCCGACGGCCGUGGCAGCAUUUACAAAAGUGAUGGACGGCAAGGCUGGAUAACCUACACUGGUGAGCCUGGGAUCAAAAGUCUGGCUUGUGAUUGGCUGAAUGGAAACCUUUACUGGACCAAUGAGCAGACAAAGGCCAUCUACAUGCAGGCAACAGAUGGGAACAGUUACACCACUGUGCUCAACAAAAACAUAAGCCCGUCAGAUCUGGUGCUUCUACCUGUGGAGAGCAUGAUGUUCUGGAUGAAUGAAGGUCCAGGUGACAGGGUGACGAUAGAAAAGUCGUGGAUGGAUGGAUCAGGCAGGAGCUCUCUGGCCGUCCUCACUGCUCAAUCUGCCCACAGCCUCACUGCCGACGUGGCCACCAGGAGGCUAUACUGGCUCAGUGACUUCAAGAAGUCCAUAGAGACGGUGAAGAUCGAUGGGACUGGACGUUACUCCUUCUCAGGAUUGUUCAGCAGACCAGCUCUCAGCCUGGCUGUCUUUGAGAGUUUCUUCUACUGGGUUGAUGACAAAGGACUGUGGCAGGUUCCGCAGGAUCGACCCAACCAGAAGACAUUUCUUUGGAAAGCUGAAUUUCCUCAAAUAACCAUUUUCCAUGAGCUUCAGCAGCCUCGAGGUUCUUCUGCCUGUGUGAGGACUCAUUGCCACCUCUGCCAUCUAACUAAAGGAAACCCUGCUGGAUUCACCUGCGCUUGUCCAAACCUCAAAGUUCUGUUGCUUGAUGGGACAUGUGAAUAUCCAAGAUUUGUAUAUGCAACCAGCACCAACAUCAACCUGGUGGAGUUCAGCGGUGACGUGUCCACUGACACCCAGCUAUUUACCACUAAUGACGGCAUCCUGUCUUUUGACGUGGACUGGUACAGAGACUGGCUGUUCUGGGCCAACAACACUGGCCACAUCCAACGGACUAGUUUAACCCAGGUCAAGACUGAGGUGGUACCAACAGCUUUGCCAGUAUGUCUUAUAAAAGUAGACCAGAGGAGUGGGAGCGUUUUCUGGGUGUCAUGUGACCAUAAAAGAAUCGGCACCACCACAGCUGAGGGUCGCUCCCCGCAGCAGCUAUACCGCACGACCAGGGAGAUAGGAAAAUUUCACCUGGACUGGCUGAGAGGUGGCAUCCUCUGGCUGGAGGAAAACCAAAUCCUCAGCAUGAGCAUGGUGGGAGGCAAAGCCAAACAGCUGCUGCAGUUGUCAGGGAGAGUCGAAGGCAACAUCGCCUUUGACCUCAGGGCCACUAGUCUGCUCUGGAACUCAAAAACAGCAGGUUUGAUGACUUUGAGUUUGCUGCAAGAGCGAAGCCAUCAGGCAGGAAGAAGAUGGAACAUUUCAGGCUCAGUCGUAGCUGCAUUUGAGCCCUUCCUCUUGACCCUUUCUGACGACGUCAUGACUCUGUGGGACAGGCGUCAAGGCCGAGCUAUCCAGAACAUGCCAGUGAGAGGUCGCGUGUCAGAAGUUAUCGCUGCACUUGGGAAAAUUCUAUCAGUGCCCAGUUCCUCAGUCUGCAGUGCACCGUUUGUGCCGUGCAGACAAUCGUCAGUCUGCCUUUCACAAACCCAACUGUGUGACGGCAAACAGGACUGUCCUGAUGGAGAUGAUGAGAAAUUAUGUGCUACUGCGUGUCCGUCUACAGAGGAUUUCAAGUGCCGGGACGGUAGCCGCUGCCUCGCCAGGGAUCUUCUGUGCGACGGUCGCUCUCAUUGUCGCGAUGGCUCAGACGAGGUCAACUGUUCGACCGUAGCUUCUCCUGCAAUUCAAGCAUAUGUCCUCAAGUGUCGCAUAGGCUCAAAGCCCUGUAAAGAUGGCACAGAGUGUGUUCUAAGCAGCCAUGUGUGCGAUGGAGAGGGCGACUGUACGGAUGGAUCAGACGAACUAGAAUGUGAUGUGGCUUCAACAACACCUGACAUCUCUACAUCUAAAACAUCCCCUGCUAUGACUGCGCCGCCCUGCAGCAACCCCUCUGUGCUCUGUCUCUCUGGUAAUCUUUGCAUUUCUCCGAGCCAGUUUUGUGACGGCCGUAAAGAUUGUCCUGAUGGCUUUGAUGAAAAGAACUGUGUGAAGAGAUGUCCCAACAAAUACGAUUUUCGCUGUAAAGACCGACGUAGCUGCAUCUCCAGGAGUCUGGUGUGCGACGGUCGCUCUCACUGCCAUGAUGGCUCAGAUGAGCUCAACUGUCCGACUGCAGCUGCCCCUGCAGCGCAGGCAAAAGUCCUGAGGUGUCGCUUCGGCUCCAGGCAUUGCAGAGAUGGAAGGGAAUGUGUUCUCUUUAGUCACGUUUGUGAUGGAGAGCAAGACUGCCGGGAUGGAUCAGACGAAGAAGGAUGUGAUUCUGAAGAUGCCACCACUCCUCGAGAAACCGUCUCAAAUAAAUCUAAAUUUGUGGAACCAUCUACUGAGCCUCCCACCAUGCCACCCUGCACCAGUCCUUCAGUUCUGUGUCCAGGUUCUUCUUUGUGCAUCAAUUUGACACAGCUAUGUGACGGAAGGAGAGACUGCCCUGAUGGAUCUGAUGAACAGUGUGUGAAAAGAUGCCCCUAUAAGACUGACUUCCGCUGCAAAGAUCGCCGCAGCUGCGUUUCAGGGAGUCUGGUCUGUGACGGUCGCUCUCACUGUCACGAUGGCUCCGAUGAGAUUGACUGUCUGGCUGUAGAUGCUCCUGUAGCACGGGCAAAAAUCCUGAGGUGUCGCUUUGGCUCCAGACAUUGCAAAGAUGGAAGUGAAUGUGUUCUCUUCAGUCACGUUUGUGAUGGAGAGGAAGACUGCCGGGAUGGAUCAGACGAAGAAGGAUGUGAUGCUAAAGACACUACCUCUACCACCAAAAAUCCCAUAAAUGGACCGCACGAACCUGUGGAACUAUCUACUGCGUCUCCCACCAUACCAAGCUGCACCAGUCCUUCAGUUCUGUGUCCAGGUUCUUCUUUGUGCAUAAGUUCGACACAGCUAUGUGAUGGAAGGAGAGACUGCCCUGAUGGAUCUGAUGAACAGUGUGUGAAAAGAUGCCCCUAUAAGACUGACUUCCACUGCAAAGAUCGUCGCAGCUGCGUCUCAAAAAGUCUGGUCUGUGACGGUCGCUCUCAUUGUCACGAUGGGUCUGACGAGGUCGACUGUCCAAGUGCACCUGCUCCCAUAUCUCAGCUGAGUGUUUUGAAGUGUCGCAUUGGCUCGCGGUCGUGUAAUGACGGCACAGAGUGUGUUUUAUACAGCCAUGUAUGUGACGGAGAGGAGGACUGCAGGGAUGGAUCUGAUGAGCAGGGAUGCCAGAAAACAUGCCAAAAAGGUGAGUUCCAGUGCUCCCAUGGGAAUAUGUGCAUCCCUGCAGCUCAGGUGUGUGAUGGUAAGUCACAGUGUCGGGACCAGUCUGAUGAGGUCAACUGCUGGGAACAAUCCAAAAGCUGCGAAUUCCGUUGUGCCGAUGGCAAACGCUGCAUCCCGAAGAAAUUCCUGUGUGAUGGUGAAAGAGACUGCCUGGAUGGCACGGAUGAAGUGGGCUGUGUUUUUAACUCUCCAGAGUCCACUACUGCCGCAACAACAACCGAGCUUCCUGCCUCCACUUCCACGUCUGCUUGCAUCUCUCCGUCUGUCCUCUGUCCGAGUUCAUCGCUGUGCAUCUCUCAUAAACAGCUGUGUGAUACACAGCAAGAUUGUCCUGAUGGAUUUGAUGAGAAAGACUGUGUUUUCCAGUGUAAAAACAAAGAUGACUUCUUGUGCAAAGACCGAAGAAAGUGUGUCUCCAGUAUGAAUGUGUGCGACGGUCGUUCCCACUGUCCUGACAGCUCAGAUGAGAUGCAGUGCCUGUCAGGUGAUCCCAUACCGCUCUCCUCCAAUAUGCCCAACCCCAAAUCAGCACCUCUGAAGUGCCGCAAAGGUUUCAAGCCCUGUAAAGAUGGCCUUGACUGUGUCAUGUACAGCCACGUGUGUGAUGGCGAGAAAGACUGCCAGGAUGGGUCAGACGAAGAGGGAUGUGCUGCUCAGUGCAAAGCAGGUGAGUUUCGGUGCGCUCAUGGGAAUAGAUGCAUCCCUUCUGAGCAGGUGUGCGACGGUCAGUACAACUGUCAGGACCGCUCUGAUGAAGUGGACUGUUCAAAGCAAAGUGAAGGCUGCCAUCACCGCUGUGACAACAACACUCGCUGCAUACCAGAGACCUUCCUGUGUGAUGGCGAGAAAGACUGUGGUGAUGGAUCAGAUGAGGAAAAGUGUGGUUUGGUUUCCUGUGCGAUCAACCAGUUUCGCUGUGCUAAUGGCAAGUGUGUGUCUGAGGCUCUGAGAUGUGAUGGAUACGCUGACUGCAGGGAUCACUCUGAUGAGAUGGAAUGUGGAAGACCCCCGCGCUGCCUUACACAGCUGCGAUGCUCAAACAGCCACGAGUGCUUGCAGAAGGAGUGGCUCUGCGAUGGUGAAGACGACUGCAAGGACGGGUCAGACGAGAAGAACUGUGUGACACCACCAGCAAAAUGCAGGGAGUACCAGUGGCAGUGUGGCGACAGCAGUCAAUGCAUCCCGGUGUCCUGGAAGUGUGAUGGAACAAAUGACUGUCACAAUGGUGCAGAUGAAAACAAAUGCACCCAGAAAAAAUGCCUGUCGCACCUUUUCCAGUGUGGCAGCGGCGAGUGUGUGGACAUGGACCUGGUGUGUAACGGCUUUACCAACUGUGCUGACAGAUCAGAUGAGGGUGUGGGAUGUGCUCGACGCAACUGCUCCAGCCUGUUGGCUCCUCACUGUGACGACCGCUGUGUCAGCACCCCAAAUGGAGCGAGAUGUUACUGUGCGGCAGGUUUCAGACUUCAGUCCAGUGGUGUGUCCUGUAUGGAUAUCGACGAGUGCAAAGCAACACCCUACGCCAUGUGCAGACACAUCUGCAUCAACACCCGUGGGUCUUACGUCUGUAACUGUCACCCAGGCUUCUACCUGGAGCCUGACAACAAAAGCUGCAAGACAAAAGACGAGCCUUGGCUGCUGGCGUCGGUGCAGUCUGAGCUGUUACUCCUGGGCGUCCACAGCAGCAACCUGCGUCUCCUCUCGUCUGCCAGUCGGCCCGUCUUCUCACUGGAUUAUCACUGGAAACAGCAGAGAGUUUACUGGCUGAGCCCCGACUAUCAGAGCAUUCGCUGGGUUGACAUGAAAAACUCAAAUAACAAAGGGACACUUAUCAAAGGAGUGAAGUCUGAUUUUAUUGCUGUGGACUGGGUCGGUAAGAACCUAUACUGGGUGGAUGGACUUGUUGGCCAGAUUCUGGCUGUGAAGCUCAGCGACGCUACAGUGAGAUCCCAGGACUACACUGUGGUCCUGGGGGAAGAUCUGGAGCAGCCCAGCUCAUUGGUCCUGCUGCCCCACAAAGGCCUGAUGCUGUGGUCAGAGAUUGGCAGCACCCCACAGAUUGAACGGUCUGGCAUGGAUGGUUCAAAGAGGAAGGUGGUGGUGAGCCAAGGCUUGAGUUGGCCUGUCAGUUUGGCCUAUGACCUCCUGGACAACAGGGUGUACUGGGCCGAUGAGAAGCUGCGCUGCAUCGGCUCAGCUUCUCUGGAUGGAGACAACGUGAAGAUUCUUCAGUUGGCUGAAACUCCGAGCCCUUUCUCCGUGGCAGUCUUCAAUGACAAAGUCUUCUGGUCCGACACAAAGAGAAGAACUAUUCGUUCAGCUGACAAGAACACUGGGAAAGAUCAAAAGGUUCUACUGAAAAGACCAGGGCAACCAUUUGGACUGAAACUGAUGCAUGCACUUUCCCAGCCAUUCGUGUCUAGUCCCUGUGAUCAGCUACACUGCUCCCAUCUCUGCCUCUUGGCCCCAGUGUUGAGAGGCAGGACUGAAGCUCCAGGAGCUCUGGUGGUGGGUGACCUUACUGCAGUAUGUCGAUGCCCAAAGGGGCUGCUGCUCUCCAAGGACAAGAUCACCUGUUCUCUGCCCACAGAGUCAACUUUCAUCCUGCUUUUGUCUAGCAAGACAGCCUAUCAGAUUUUCUUGCGCUCUAUGCAUGAAGAGGGUGUUUCUCUUAAGAAAAUGCCUAACAAUCGAGUUUUGGAUCUCCCCGGAGUCACUGAGGCUUCAGGACUCGACGUGUCCAUUCAUGAGCUGUCAGUGUUUGUGGCAGAUGCAAAUCAAGGAACUGUGGAUGUGUUGAAACUUGGCAGAUCGAGGCAGGGGCUGACCCCUGCUGGACAAAUCCUAAAGCUGAAGGAUGAUCCAGUCGUGGCUCUGGCAGUUGACUGGGUGACUUCCAACCUGUACUGGAGCAGCACCAACAGGCCCCAUCUUCAUGUGACCUCCCGCCAAGGCAGUUACACCACUUCUCUGCUGCAGGGAUCACUGAAGGGCACCACAUCCAUCGCACUGCAUCCUCCCUCAGGACGACUCUGCUACACAGCAACAUUUGUGGUGGGUGAAAACAGCGAGGCCCAGGUGAACUGCGCCUGGAUGGACGGCAGGAACAAAGCAGUGCUGUGGCGAAAGUCGAGCCUCCCCACAUCGCUUGUGUUUUCUAAUACAGGAGUCACAAUCUACUGGGCUGAUAGAGGUGAGGGAGUAAUCAACUCUAUUAGUGUGGAUGGAUCAGGCUAUAAACAGUUCAAAACAGGGCCAGGUAUGCUCAUCUCCUUCACACAUGCUGAGAACUACCUCCUCUGGGUCACCCUGGACAAAGAUGUAAUCAAGCUGUGGUUCACUGACGGGUUUCAGCCUAAACAACUGUGGUUUGAGACAAAGACCAUCGUGGAGGAGGUCAAAGCCUACAGCAACAUCAGCCAGACUGGAACAAAUAGCUGCUCUAACAAAAAUGGCCAGUGUGAACACCUGUGUCUGCCUUAUCCUGGAGGGCGGACAUGUAAAUGUGGACAGGCCUUCUACAGCCUCGAUGCCACUUCCUGCAUCCCACUGCCCGACUGCCCCGACGGAGAACAGUCCUGCUCCGAUGGAACCAAGUGCAUCAGCUUCAGCAAGUUCUGCGACGGACACUCUGACUGCUCGGACCAGUCUGACGAACAGGCCUGUCCAAACACGGACUCUUCCAGGAUCAGACCCACUGACAGUCGCACUACCCAGCUGUUAAACACCGCUCGCCCUAACAGCCAACAAGACUCUGUUCUUCCAGUUAAAAAAGACUCUGUGUCCUGUGAGCUCCAGCACUGCAGCGGCCACGGCAACUGUGUCUCCGAGGACAGAGUCACUCGGUGCCAUUGUUUGGCUGGUUACACGGGAGAGUUUUGCCAGGAGACGGAAAGUGGACACAGCCACAUCCCUGCUGUCCUGGGUGUCUUCUGCCUCGUUGCUCUGUUGACAGUUGCUGUUUUUAUGUUUGUGAAAAGGAGAGCCUGGGCUUCCCUCAGGAACAGAUCCAUGGACAAGGAAACUCUGAUGGCCAACAUGGGCCUGCCAUCUGAACACUAUGAUUCUGACUCUGAGGAGCUCGAGACCCCAGUUGACGUCAACAACCCCCCGCUUUUGUUGAAGUCCCUCCAGCCUAAAUAGAUGAACUGUGGUAUUGUUAUUGAUCAGAUAUCACAAGUCAUGUCAGAAUAUACAUCUUGGGGCCUGAAUUUCAACCUGUUGAUGCAGAUUAUUUUGUAAUAAACACAAUUUGACGUGAACCAAUAACCAGACUCUGUUUUAAAUUCACUUCUGACUGAAUUGUUGGCCGCAUAUGAGACUUUUCCAGAUUAAUUAUUCUGAGAACAAUUUAAACUGUCCUGUCAGUUCAACUUCUUAAAAUUAAGUUUUUAUUACC
Molecule: messenger RNA, 8680 nt
Organism: Solea solea (common sole)
Lineage: Eukaryota; Metazoa; Chordata; Actinopteri; Pleuronectiformes; Soleidae
Product: low-density lipoprotein receptor-related protein 2-like
Exons: 45
Coding region: 37-8424 (2795 amino acids)
Molecular function (GO): protein binding; calcium ion binding
Source: RefSeq, a predicted model, not a curated record